UUUCCGCUUCUAUAUUAUUCAUAAUCAUAAACACUAUGGUUAAAAUAAUUAACUUACGUUUAUUUUUAUUUAUUGUUGCUUAUAAUUUAGACUAAGUUAUUAUUUAAACUCAAAAUGUGAUCACGAUUAUGCUCAAGCUUCAUCACUUGUGAUUUAGUAAGCGUGUGUACACAAAAAUUAUGAUUAUUAUUUUUUAAUAAUAAUACUCAUAGUUUUUAUUUUUAAAUAAAUGUUUAUUUAUUUCGAGGUAAAAAGAUGACGGAGUCUGUGAAGGAGGUGCUGUACUGUUUGAUAUGUAAUAUUAAGUUCAGCACAUCAACAAGAAAUAGUAUUAAAAUAUUUGACAAAAAUUCAGUAUGUGAUUCCCAGAAGACUAUCUUGUCAGCUCUUAAUUUAGUGUUAGAGACUGAAGUCACCGCAGAGAAUGUGCAUUCGGAUGUAAUUUGUAAAAAAUGUUAUAAAUUAUUUAAUGAGUAUGAUGAACUUACUAAUAGAUUAGCAGAGAUAAAGCACGACAUCUUUGAGAAUUACAAAAAAACGGUUAGAAAACUCACUGAAAUCGUUGAAGAAGAGUACAAUGACCACGAUUAUGUAGAUCAUGACAACCAAAAUCUAGAAGAAUUUUCUCCGGGUGUACUUGACGAGGAUGGAGAUAAACCCAAGGACAGUUUCGCUAAAGAAGAGCACGUCAAUAUUGAGUAUUUACAUGAAGACAUUAACCAAGACGAGGAAAAUGUAGUCAAUGAAGAGUACAUCGAUGAUCCACCUGAGAAACCUGAUGUCAAACAAAUAGCGAUGACUACCUCCAUGGAGGCUAAGACUAAUGAAACGAUUAAAAAAAUCAAGAGUCUGAAAGUCGAUGGGCAGGAAGCUUUAGUAAUUCGUGAUAAAAGUACUAAUAUUUAUACUUGUCUGCUUUGUCCUGAUGAUGAUCGUAUUGCUGGAGAUGCUCGUGAAAUAGUAGCGCAUUUGAAGGCAUCUCACGAUGUGCGGCUGUACAUUUGUGACAUGUGCGGCGCGGAAUUUAAAAAACGGAAUGAACUGUCCGCGCACAUGGAUGAACAUAUUGCCAAGGAAGAGGGAGAUUUCCAGUGUGAAUCUUGCAACAGAAUAUUCUCCAAUUUGCGAUUAUUUAGAAUUCACAAGCGCGUUCAUUAUCCGCAAGCUAAAUCAUGGAGUUGUGAUCUGUGCCCCAAAAAAUACAGCUCGAAAAAUUUGCUGGAAGAGCACCGUAACACUCAUACGGGAAACAGACCUUACGUUUGUAAAGUUUGUAAAAAAGAUUUUGCAUCAAAGUACACAUUUAAAGCGCACGUUAAAACCCACGAGAUACGCCCGCGACCAUUUGAAUGCUUACAAUGUAGUAAAACAUUUUUAAGCCAACAAAAUUUGACUCAGCAUGAACGAACUCACUUGGGUAUAAAAGAAUACGUUUGCGACCACUGCGGCAAAGCCUUUGGCUCCCAGCACAACCUAGAUGUCCACAAUAUUGUCCACACCGGCCACAAGCCCUACGUCUGCGACCACUGCGGCAAAGCCUUUGCCAGGAAAGCCGAGAUAAGGGACCACGAGAGAACGCACACGGGUGAAAAACCUUAUCAGUGUGAGUAUUGCGGUGCGACCUUUAGUCAGCGAUCUAAUUUGCAGUCCCACAAACGCGCUACGCACUACAAUGACAAGCGUUACAAGUGCGAUGAGUGCGGCAAAGGUUUCAAACGAAGAAGACUUCUUGACUAUCACAUAAAAGCUCAGCACACCGGCGAAAGACCUUUCAAAUGUGAAACAUGCGCAGCUACUUUCGUUUAUCCAGAACACUUCAAGAAGCACAUGCGGAUCCACACUGGAGAGAAACCUUAUCAGUGCGAGGUCUGUGGCAAAGCCUUCAACAGUCGGGAUAAUCGCAACUCCCAUCGCUUUGUCCACAGCGACAAAAAACCUUACGAGUGUUUGGUUUGCGGGAUGGGUUUCAUGCGCAAACCUCUUCUGUACACUCACAUGCAGAACUCGGGACAUUUGAAUGACACCAUUGUCGUUAACCAACCGAGACUGACCACUACUGGAGAUCAAGUUAUAACUAUUCCUGAAGGAGCUCAGUUGUUGAUUAACAGCGAGCAAGAAGACGAUGAGAUAGAGGAAACUGAAUUGUAUGUAACGGAUAUCAAAGACCAUGUCAUUAUUCAAGAAGACGAUGAAAAUAUUUACGAAGAAGAGGAAGCUGUUCUUGACAUUCCUUCAGAUGCUAACAUCACUUCAGACCAAGUCAAUAUUGUUGUUAAUAAUCAGAUUGCAUUUGCUGAUGGUGAAAUGAUUGAAUGCAAAACAGAGGAUCCUGAAGAAGACUCGGAGAUGUACAGUUACAAUACUGACGACGGGGAAACGAUUGUCGUGCCCGCAAACGAGUACAAAAAUCUCAUUAGCAACAACAAGGGCCCGGUCCGGUUGGUCCAGAUGAGAAUUCUGUCUGGUGCUGGAGGUGAUGGAAAAAGCUGGCUCAGUCUGGUUCAACAAGAUCCAUAAUUAACUCUUGUACAUACAUUAAUAAUUAUCAACCUAAUUAUUGAUUUUAGCAAACUAAUAUAUCUAAUUAUUUUUUUUUAAUAGAAUAAAUACCAAUUAAUAAAUUAUAA
This is a messenger RNA of Microplitis mediator, 2627 nucleotides long. RefSeq names its product zinc finger protein 431-like. Gene Ontology annotation, cellular component: nucleus. Gene Ontology annotation, molecular function: zinc ion binding. The record is from RefSeq and is a predicted model, not a curated record. The coding region runs from base 256 to 2517 and encodes 753 amino acids. The transcript has 5 exons. NCBI's taxonomy places the organism in Eukaryota, Metazoa, Arthropoda, Insecta, Hymenoptera, Braconidae.